AUGUCUGUGAGUGUGACCAAAGGUGACAGGGUCACUGUGCUCACUUUUACCACUGACCCCCAGAGCGCUUUACCUCCAAUUUGCCAAAUCUUGAAGAGCCUCUGCUACAGCCCUGGGUGCUUUAGGUGCUGCUUUGUGUCCCAACACCUGAAGAGGAUCCAGGGAACCUCUCAGUCAAUGCUGGGGGCCAUACAAAUUAUGGUUGGGCUGCUCACCAUCGGCCUGGGAGCGAUCCUCUACAACAGUGACAGUACUCCUUGGUGGUUUCUUGACUACACCAUGUAUCACUUUUGGUUAGGCGCAUUGUUCAUUUGCUUUGGUGUAUUGUGCAUCCUGUCUGAGAAGUUCCCCAGUCCAUUCUUGGUCAACCUCAACAUGAUUGUAAAUGGUGUUGGAGCUGCGUUUGCCACCACAGGCAUCGUACUCUACAGCUUGAACAUGAACAUGCUGGUGCAGUUUCAUGGAGGGUGUGGUUAUGACUAUUUUGGUUAUCCAGAAAAUGACACGAUGACACAGUCUUCAGAGAUGACGCUCAUGACUGAGAAAUGCAUGGAAGCUAAUGCAGUGACUCAGCGGAUUCUGAUAGGCAUCAAUGCUUUGCUGAUCAUCUUGUGUGUCCUGGAGUUAUGCGCUGGUUUCAGUUCAGCUAUUUUGGGGACAAAUGUGGUGGGGACAAGGGAGAAAACAGAGAGCCCUGAUGACCCAGAACAGUACAAACCACUGCUGGAGGACAUCACCAGUGACCCUGUGGUCUAA
Molecule: messenger RNA, 756 nt
Organism: Cheilinus undulatus (humphead wrasse)
Lineage: Eukaryota; Metazoa; Chordata; Actinopteri; Labriformes; Labridae
Product: membrane-spanning 4-domains subfamily A member 8-like
Exons: 6
Coding region: 1-756 (251 amino acids)
Cellular component (GO): membrane
Source: RefSeq, a predicted model, not a curated record